CCACGCGAAGCCGCUCGGGGUCCCGCGCAUCCAGUGCGGGAUGCUGCUGUAGCAGAGCGCACGCAGGUAGCGCGCGAGAGCCACUAGGUGCAGCGGUGACGCGAGCGGACGCUGCUGCGGAUACCGAGGAGCGGAGCGCGAUCAGCCCAGCGGAGAAGAAAACACCUGUACAAAAAAAUGAAAUUACUCCAAUCGCUCGUGCUGUGCGGGACUCUGGCGCUGCUCUCUUCCGGGCAAAAUGCGGAGGAACGCUCGUCCGAGGAGGGCGGCAUCUCCUUCGAGUACCACCGGUACGACGAGCUGAGGAAGUCGCUGGUGUCCGUGUGGCUGCAGUGUCCGUCCAUCAGCAGGAUCUACACGAUCGGGGAGAGCUUCGAGGGCAGGGAGCUGCUCGUGCUGGAGAUGUCCGACAGCCCGGGGGUGCACGAGCCUGGUGAGCCCGAGUUCAAGUACAUCGGGAACAUGCACGGCAAUGAGGCCGUGGGCCGCGAGCUGCUCAUCUACCUGGCGCAACAUCUCUGCAACGAGUACCAGAGGGGCAACGACACCAUCAUCGACCUGAUCCACAGCACCCGCAUUCACAUCAUGCCCUCCAUGAACCCGGAUGGCUUUGAGAAGGCUGCUUCCCAGCCCGGGGAUCUGAAAGACUGGUUUGUGGGGCGCAGCAAUGCCCAGGGCAUCGAUCUCAACAGGAACUUCCCCGACCUGGACCGAAUCGUAUACAUCAACGAGAAGGAGGGAGGUGCCAAUAACCAUCUUCUCAUGGACAAGAAAGCUGUGGAUGAGAACCCUAAGCUGGCUCCUGAAACCAAGGCCGUCAUCCACUGGAUCAUGGACAUCCCUUUUGUCCUUUCAGCCAAUUUGCACGGUGGAGACGUUGUGGCCAAUUACCCCUACGAUGAAACGCGCAGCGGCUCUACCCACGAGUACAGUGCCAGCCCCGACGAUGCGAUCUUCAAGAGCCUAGCCCGCGCCUACUCCAGCUUCAAUCCCAUCAUGUCGGACUCCAGCAGGCCUCCGUGCCGAAAGAACGAUGACGACAGCAGCUUCAAGGAAGGGAUCACCAACGGGGGCGCGUGGUACAGCGUUCCUGGAGGCAUGCAGGACUUUAACUACCUGAGCAGCAACUGCUUUGAGAUCACGGUGGAGCUGAGCUGUGAUAAAUUCCCCCCAGAAGACACGCUCAAGAUGUACUGGGACCAGAACAAAAACUCCCUCAUCAACUAUAUUGCUCAGAUCCACCGUGGCGUGAAGGGCUUUGUCCGGGACCUGCAGGGGAACCCGAUCUCCAACGCCUCCAUAUCUGUAGAGGGGAUUGACCAUGACAUCACUUCUGCUAAAGAUGGGGAUUACUGGCGUCUGCUGGCUCCUGGGAACUACAAAGUGUCAGCAUCUGCUCCGGGAUACCUCACUGUGAUGAAGAAAGUAGCUGUCCCCUACAGUCCGGUGGUUAGGGUGGAUUUCGAGUUGGAGUCAUUGGUGGAGCGGCAGGAAGAGGAGAAGGAGGAGCUCCUGGACUGGUGGAAGAUGAUGUCAGAGACACUGAAUUUCUGAGCGGGUCUCCCCACCGUCAGACACGCUGGUGUAUUCGAAAAUACGUGUUAGCAUCUCUGUGUCGAUCACCUAACGUUAAGGUACCGUCUUUUUUUUUGGUUUCGUUUUUUGUUCGGUUGUGACAGAAGCCCUUUGAACCGCUUGUCCUCGUCUCUGGUGCAUUUUAUACAUUCGAUAGAGCAAAAUGACAAAUGCGUCCGGGAUCGACACAAGCAGUUCAGUGUUGGCAGCGAGGGCUUUUCUUUUCUCGCUUCCUGUGAAUUUGCGUUCCUUAUGGUACAUGUUAAAUGAAUUAUGUAACCAUGGAUCAACACCAAACUGUAUAACCAAACGUAGGACACUGUGUUGUGUGGAAUGUGAGUAUUAAGAAUGAUACCGAAAUAAAAAGACAGUCCUAAUCGUCACUUACACCCUUUUAUAAAUUAACGUAUUUUUCUGUCACAACCUCUGUUCUUUAUUAUCCAUAUAUUUCAGCGGUAAAAUAAACAUUGAUAUUAAAUUUUGAUAUUUACGAAACCGUAGAACUGUAAAUUAAGGAAAAAAAGAUCUAAAGAAGUGUAACAGAACUAUAAUUUAUGCUUGUAUUGUAAAUUGUGCGGUUGAACAAGGACACUAAUUAUGCUGAUAUGACAUAUCUUUUGACCGAAGGAUAGUUUGGGUAGGUUUUUGUACAGAGGGACUUGUGAUCGAGAGCUUCAGGCUCUCUUGUCCUGUAUCGAUCAUAUCACACUUUCUUUCGCAGAACAAAGGAUUUCAGGGCUCCUGCUUAGUUCUCACAGAUGGUCAGGUCAUGUCACGUACACUGUCAAAACUACACAGCUACAAUGUUGUGUCCAUAUAUGCGUUUUUACUGCUCUUCACUCGGAGCAUAAGAAACAAGUAGGAGACGGAUCGUGCCGGAAGGUCUGUCACAAUAAUGCCAUAGUCGAUCGCUUAAUUUGCCGUAGACAAUGUCAGGUGUAUAAAGUGCAAGGAAGCUCAUUUUAAGAAAAUGGCUCGGGCCCUGUUUCGCAGAGCUGUCAGUGCCAGUUGAUGUUGUAUCUUUUGUUUUAUUUUCAGGACUGCAAACUGAAAUGUCAAUGAAUGUAACAAUCAAUCAUAAAGAAAAGAAAUCUGAUUGUUAAGGACGAAUAAAAACUUGUAUGUUGUCACCCUCGCGUGUGUGGGAUUGUGAAGUUUCGGAAUGGUUUUGCAUUAUUAAAUUGGCCAGAUUUUGCUGCGGUUAUUACUUCUUUAAUCAUUUAUCUAUUAAUUUUUGGCUUUUAACAAGAAAGAUAAAUUAAAAGCUAUGCCAGUUCUACCACAAUACAUUU
This is a messenger RNA of Scleropages formosus (Asian bonytongue), 2867 nucleotides long. RefSeq names its product carboxypeptidase E (gene cpe). NCBI's taxonomy places the organism in Eukaryota, Metazoa, Chordata, Actinopteri, Osteoglossiformes, Osteoglossidae. Gene Ontology annotation, molecular function: zinc ion binding; metallocarboxypeptidase activity. Bases 178 to 1554 code for a protein of 458 amino acids. Gene Ontology annotation, biological process: protein processing; peptide metabolic process. The transcript is spliced from 9 exons. The record is from RefSeq and is a predicted model, not a curated record.